This is a messenger RNA of Sclerotinia sclerotiorum 1980 UF-70, 93 nucleotides long. RefSeq lists its product with no specific name. The transcript has a single exon. Lineage: Eukaryota; Fungi; Ascomycota; Leotiomycetes; Helotiales; Sclerotiniaceae. The coding region runs from base 1 to 93 and encodes 30 amino acids. The record is from RefSeq and is a predicted model, not a curated record.
AUGUCCACCGUAAGCAUCAUCAAAGUCGAGGAUCUUACUGUCAUUCUAUUUUCUUCUGUCGUUCUACCUUUUAACUCUUCACCUAGAGAAUAA